CGCGGGGCGGGGACGCGGCGUCGCCGUCGCCCGCGGGUCCCGUGACCGUGCGCCCCGCCCGGAGCCGCCGCGGUCAUGCAGUCCCCGGCAGUGCUCGUCACCUCUAGGCGAGUUCAGAAUGUGCACACGGGCCUCGACCUGACAGUGCCGCAGCACCAGGAGGUGCGGGGCAAAAUGCUGUCCGGCCACGUGGAGUACCAGAUCCUGGUGGUCACCCGGCUGGCCGCGUUCAAGUCGGCCAAGCACAGGCCCGAGGAUGUCGUCCAGUUCUUGGUCUCCAAAAAGUAUAGUGAGAUCGAGGAGUUCUACCAGAAACUGAGCAACCGUUACCCCACGGCCAGCCUUCCCCCACUCCCCAGGAAGGUCCUGUUCGUUGGGGAGUCCGACAUCCGGGAAAGAAGAGCGGUGUUCAAUGAGAUUCUGCGCUGUGUCUCGAAGGAUGCCGACUUGGCUGGAAGCCCAGAGCUGCUAGAGUUCUUAGGCACCAGAUCCCCAGGGGCUACAGACCUUACCAGCAGAGAUGUCUCUGUCCUGGAUACACACAACCAGGCCCAGGAAGACGGGGAGGCUUUCGACUUCUUUGAGCAGCAGGACCGAGCAGAGCCUGAGGCUCUGCCCAUCACAGGCCAGAAGGGCGAGGAUGCAGGAAAAUCCUCCGAGGAAGAAGAGGAGGAGGCACUGGAUCCCCUGGGCAUCAUGCGCUCUAAGAAGUCCAAGAAACGCCCUGAAGUGGCUGUGAAGCCCAAACCCUCACCCCGACUCACCAUUUUUGAUGAGGAGGUGGACCCUGAUGAGGGGCUCUUCAGCCCAAGCUCGAAGCUCUCCACCCAGCGCCCCGCAGAGGACGUGCCCCUCCAGGACCCCCUGAAGUUGUUCGAAGACCCUGACCUCGGCGGUGCUGUCCCUCUGGGUGACCCCUUGCUGCUGUCUGCCGCCCGUGAGAGUGGAGGGACCGUGUCCCACGCGGAGCUGUUCAGAGUUGAAGAGGACUUGGACCAGAUUCUGAACCUGGGAGCUGAACCCACAGCCAAGCCCCAGCCUAAGCCCAAGCCGCCAGUGGCAGCUAAGCCAGCGCUUCCCCGAAAGCCAGCCGUGCCCCCCACAGCGGGCCCGCCAGAGGCUGUGGCGGGGCCGCGGAAGCAGCAGCAGCAGAUUCAAGCCAUGGACGAAAUGGACAUCCUCCAGUACAUCCGGGACCACGAUGCGCCCAGCCAGGCCACCCCCAGCCUCUUCUGACCCUCGCACCCCUGGACCGGCCCUGGGCUGGCAGAGCCUCUCCCCAAAGAGAUGUGCACCGAGGGAGGCACCAUGCGCCACGGGGCCAGGACCUCUGCUCCCAGGGGAGUGGGUAGACGCCCAGGUCAUAGGACCCUGUACCACCUUGGUAUUUUGUUUUGUUUUGUUUGCCUGUGGGGUCAGAGAACCCUGCAGGGCACAGACAGAGGAGUCCCCACAGGAACUGGGGUCAGAUUGUCUCAGCCAUGUGGGUGUGGAGGGGAGAGCGUCUGGGGUGCCUUGCUAACCAGGAGCUUAGCCCCUUGGAUGAAGCUGAGGCCACAGGGGCCCCAGGGUGCCUUACUCAGGGCAGGGAAACUUUGUGUCCAUCCAUGCCUGCUGCAAGGUAGCGAGGGUCUGCCAGCUCGGGAGGAGGAGUGGAGUCCCUGGGCAGUAUGGCUCCUGGGGACCUGCAGGCUCCAAGAGGGUCCCCGGGGGACAGAUACGGAGUGGGUGCCUGGGAGAGCCUGGUUGGGUGGCAUGUUCCUGAGCAGCCUCUGGUCCCCAAGGGCUAAGCAGGGUGCUUUCCCAUGUGUCCAACUCGAGGGAGACAUGAGGCCCAGUGCCUGUCUCUUUCGGGUGUGGACGGCCUGACAAGCCCCUGGUCUUCCUCCCUCCUUCCCCAGGGAAUGCCUGGCCAGACCAUGGCUCUGUGGGUCUCUGGCCAUGGCCAGUGUCCACCUUUGCAGCUCUGAGCAGAGUGGUCCUGGCACCUUCCAGAACACUGCCUGGCCCGCAGCUGGGGCAUCCCUCCUACUCACGGUGGGCUUAGGCAUCAUACUCUUAGCUGCUGCUUCAAGCACUUUGUCCAGCGGUGGGUGCUGCCAGGCCUUCCCUGUCCCCCAGAUCUGGACGUGCUCACCGGCCUCUCGGCAGUGGGGACCACCUCUCCGGGGAGAAGGAGCCCUGUGCCAGAGCAGGGCCAGUGCCUUAGACUUGCCGCCCGCCCCCACACCCUGCACAGGGGGUGGGCAUGACGCAGUGCUCAGGAAAUUCAGUGAACCGUGUUUAAUAGAGCAAAGAGUAUCUUUUUAAAUAUAUUCUUCAUGUUCAGAACUAGUUUUUAUUGAGACACAGUUUUUAAUGAAAUGCAACCCCUGUUGUCCCUUGGCUUCUCCUGCUUAAUGAGACCCCAGAGGGGGUUUGGAGGUGGGACCCCAGAUGCUUUCCUGAUCGGGACCGCCAGCCAGCCCUGAGGGAGGCUCCAGACCAGGCUGGUUGUUUGCCAUCAUCAGUCUCCAGUGCCCUGCUCCUGCCCCACGUCCAGACCUGUGACCCUGUGGGGCACUCCCUCUGCUCUGUCCUGUGUCUAAUGCACCCCGGCACCUGCGGCAGCUGUCAGGUCUGAGGAGGCUGCCCUCCCCCAGCCUGGGCCAGAGGGACAGGAGGGAGGUAGGCAGUCAUGAGGUCUGAGGGCUGCAUACCUUCUCCUCUGCCUUCCCCGGUCUCCCAGGUCGUUGUCCCCGGGGCACCGGCUGCCAGCUGCUGGCUGCAGGGCUCCUUGUGCCUGCCAUCCACUUCCCUUUCACUGCCAGGCCUCGUGCCCCCACCCUGCAAGGCCUCAGAAGGAGCGCGUGCUGAGGGGAGGGCUGUCUCUCUGCUUUCCCUCCUGUGCCAGCUCCCCACCCGCUGCCCCUACUCAGCAGCUAUGACACGGGCGGAGGGCACAGCCGGCAGGUGCCCAGAAGGGGUGGCGGAGGGAACCUACCGUUCUGGGGUGGGGUCACCCACUGCAGGCCAGCCUCCUCCCUAGAGGCCUAGUGCUGCCUAGACACCAGAGUGAAGACCGGCACAUCCCCCAAUAGUGGCGCUCGAGCCGCGGCUGGUUCUCCUCUGUGGGUCUGUGACCUGCUGGUGAAUUGAUGACGCCCGGUGAUCCAGUAAAGGUCACAUCAGUGACCCACUCCA
Lutra lutra (Eurasian river otter) is the source of this 3183-nucleotide messenger RNA. It is a transcript of the gene HS1BP3, whose product is annotated as HCLS1 binding protein 3. NCBI's taxonomy places the organism in Eukaryota, Metazoa, Chordata, Mammalia, Carnivora, Mustelidae. The transcript is spliced from 7 exons. Gene Ontology annotation, molecular function: phosphatidylinositol binding. The record is from RefSeq and is a predicted model, not a curated record. Bases 76 to 1236 code for a protein of 386 amino acids.